Molecule: messenger RNA, 2179 nt
Organism: Mollisia scopiformis
Lineage: Eukaryota; Fungi; Ascomycota; Leotiomycetes; Helotiales; Mollisiaceae
Exons: 2
Coding region: 145-2145 (666 amino acids)
Source: RefSeq, a predicted model, not a curated record
AGACCUGAGACGUUUUACUUAUUCUUCAUUGUUCCACUUUUCUUCAAGAAAUACUCAUUGACCGACCACUUUCAGCAGGCACGGCACCGAGGCCAAGAUCUCUAUGACGAUUCCAGCUCAGUCAAAUCAGGUUCAGUCAUAUCAAUGACUUCAAGCAGCAGAACUCCUAUCUGUCGUGUAUGUAAAGAGCCCGAGGAGCUGCCUUCUAAACCUUUUGUGAAGUGUACUCAAUGUCGACAAUUAUGGCAUCUGCACUGCCACAGAAACCCGGAUUUGGACUGUUCCAAAGCCCCUCCUCUAGGGUUCGUUUGUGGGAGAUGUUCAGCUAAAAUGAAAGCUUCCGAGGCUUCUAGUAGCAAGCAAUCAUUCGUAGCUAACAGCGCAAUGAAUGAGUCUUCAAAGGAAACAACGAAUAACCCAGUAGCUGCGACAAACGUUCUGCCACAAUCCUUGGCUAAAGAUACUCCACCAGCUGUUACACGCUUCAGUCAACCUCUUACGAGCAAUCUUCCACCCCGAACAGGAUCCAGCCCUGUCAUUUGCGAGAUCCCUGGCUGUGGGGAACAUGUGAGGAGUCAGACUCCAAACUCGCAAUCUCUAUGUUUCAAACAUAGAGUCGAGAAACAGUAUGCGAAAGCGAAAGCACAAGCACCCGCAACUAAUAUUCCACGAGCCUCGAAGCCGUUCAACAAGGGCAAAAUAUAUCCUCUCAGGCCAGACGACAAACCUUACGUAAAGCAGAAACCGAAAAUUCCUAAGAGAAAAUCUACUACCAGCGAAUUGGACAUGAGGCCUCUAAAGAUGCCCAAACGAACGGAUAUACAAGGCCAUGUGGCAAGUUCUGGCUCAGAACCGAUAGUAGCCAAAUCUAUGCCGUCCAGAAGGAGGGACGCAUCCAGUGUCAUUUCACCACUAACAACAACCUUCCUCGAUAGAGAUAGCUCUUUAAGCUCAGCAAGUGCAAUCAAAUCUCCAGCCAUUGAAGGUUCUGCCUCUUCUUCCACUCCGCUUGCGGUUAACAGACAUCGAUCCAGCAAUCUGUUGGAAGAAUCAACUCCUACAAGAAGUACUCCGGGCUCCAGUUCGACACGUCCCAGCCCACUAUUACCCCGCAAUAACUCGCCAGAGUACGAGCCUCCACCGCCUCAGACAUUUGAUCAUGAUAAUCCGUGGGCCAAUGAAGAUGGAGCAGGUGACAGUCCGGGAUCGCAAAUCGCUCAGGAGCUUAAAGCCAACGCCGAAGGAUCUCAACAGACUGACAAUCUUCCUCCUAUGUUAAGUCCUAUUGGAGAGCUGCAUCUGGAAGUUUCUGCUCGCGCCUCAACUUCUGCUAGACCUAGGACUCCAGAAGUUCCCGCCAAUACAGGAAUUGAAGAUUUUCUAGGCCAUAGCGAAUUGAUUGAUCGUCUUGCCUUGGAACACGUUCCAUCUCCAAAUAACAAGCGCGGUGCACCAGGAGCUGAAAUAGAUACUGCUAUACAGUCUCCGGAUCUACCUACAGACGCCGGUUCUGGAGAUGAUAUAAAUAUGACCGAUGAUGCGGAUCGAAAUACCCAAGCUGGUGUACAGAGCACGAAUUGGGAUGAGGGAUGGACGACCGGAGGUGGACCACAGACUACUCUGCAGAAACGGUUAGCCCGAGGGGAUGUGGACGAAAACAUGCUCGACUCCUAUUUCGAAAAGCAACGAAUUAGUGCCAAGACACUCAUGCCAACGAAGGCUGAUCUUGAAGCUCAGAAUUGGAGUUCCAUCGAUCCUCGCAAAGCAUGGCCGGAGCGGCAAAUGGACGAUAAAGAGAUUGCGGCCAAAGUCAAGCAAAUCGAAGCUCGAGGUGGUCGCAAAGCGAAUUAUGGCAAGAUCUUCACGGCACAGAAUCUGCAAGAGAAAGAGGAGAAGGGUUGGGAGAUGCACCAAUGGAGUGAUAGGAAAGAUGACGACGAAGCUAUGGAGCGUAUCAAGCGCUUAGAAGAACUGUUUGGUGUGGAAGGCCUCGCGGACUUUGUUCCUGCUACGAGAAAUGGCCGAUUGGUGAUGAUUGAGAGGAUGAGUGAAUCGCCAGAAGACGAGCCUCGUGGGCCUGGCAGGAGGAAGAGAAAACGUGAACCAAGAGUGUUUGUCGUCAAUGGAGCGCCAAGCACGAUUUAAACUUGACUUAAGGGAGCAGCAUCGGGUAGUAGGG